AUGUACUCACCGGAAGAGGAGGUCGAGCUGAAAAGGCGCAACUAUCACAGCAUCAGGGAGAUGAUCCGCCUCUCUUACACGGUGGGCUUUAACCUGAUGGAUCCUUCUCGUUGCGGACAGAUUCUCAGAAUCUGGACUAUUGUCCUCAGCCUGAGUAGCUUGGCCUCGCUCUACGGCCACUGGCAAAUGUUUCUCAGGUACAUUCAGGACAUACCACGCAUUGUCGAGACCGUUAGUACAGCCCUGCAGUUCCUCACCUCGAUAGCAAAGAUGUGGUAUUUCCUCUUUGCCCAUCAGGAGAUAUAUGACCUAUUGCGAAGAGCACGAUGUCAUGAGUUGCUCCAAAAGUGCGAGCUCUUCGCAAGGAUGUCAGAUCUACUUGUAACAAAGACGCUUCGCAGGCAGGUGGAGUCCACCAUGGAUCGGUACUGGGCCAGCACUCGUCGGCAACUUAUCAUCUAUUUGUAUUGCUGCAUUUGCCUAACUUCGAACUACUUUAUCAGCUCCUUUGCCAGCAACCUCUAUCGAUACUUCACCCGUCCCAAGGGAUCCUAUGACAUUGUGCUACCUCUACCAUCGCUCUAUCCUGCUUGGGCGGACAAGGGCUUAACUUUUCCCUACUACUAUAUACAAAUGUACCUGGAAACCUGCUCUCUAUAUAUCUGCGGCAUGUGCGCCGUUAGCUUCGAUGGAGUGUUUAUUGUCUUGUGUCUUCAUACCAUUGGCCUAAUGAAGUCCCUCAAUAAAAUGGUAGAACAUUCUACAUCCGAGUUGGUUCCUCCGAAACGUAGGGUUGAGUAUUUGCUAUGCUGCAUCUAUCAGUACCAAAGAGUGGCGGACUUUGCAGCUGAGGUCAACGACUGCUUCCGGCACAUCACUUUUUCGCAGUUCCUGCUCAGCCUUUUUGGCUGGGGCCUGGCCUUGUUCCAAAUGAGCGUGGGAUUUGGCAGCAACAGCAGCAUCACCAUGAUCCGGAUGACCAUGUACCUGGUUGCAUCUGGCUACCAGAUAGUUGUGUACUGCUACAAUGGCCAGCGAUUCACGACGGCUAGCGAGCAGAUUGGCAAGGCAUUCUACGAGGUUCAAUGGUACGGGGAGUCACGGGAGUUCCGCCACCUCAUCCACAUGAUGCUGAUGCGCACGAACCGAAGCUUUAGGCUGGACGUGUCCUGGUUCAUGCAAAUGUCCCUGCCCACGCUGAUGGCGAUGGUCCGGACAAGCGGGCAGUACUUCCUGCUUCUGCAAAAUGUCAACCAGAAAUAG
Drosophila eugracilis is the source of this 1263-nucleotide messenger RNA. It is a transcript of the gene Or63a, whose product is annotated as odorant receptor 63a. Gene Ontology annotation, molecular function: olfactory receptor activity; odorant binding. Gene Ontology annotation, cellular component: plasma membrane. Lineage: Eukaryota; Metazoa; Arthropoda; Insecta; Diptera; Drosophilidae. Gene Ontology annotation, biological process: sensory perception of smell; detection of chemical stimulus involved in sensory perception of smell. The record is from RefSeq and is a predicted model, not a curated record. Bases 1 to 1263 code for a protein of 420 amino acids. The transcript is spliced from 10 exons.